AUGGGCACAAUUUUGGAAUUGUCUGAACAAUACAAAACGCUUGAAGUUGAUCGAAAAUUGGGUGGAAGACUUGGUCAAAUUGAAGAUGUUGCUCUAUUUGAAGUUAGAGGCAAAGAUACACGCAUAGUGAAGGCUAAAGUAGAACUAAACGGUGAUAAAAGGGUGAGAGAUACACUAAAAUUGCUUGAUCCUAAUCAGAAAAUGUUGGAAAUUGGAGUACACUAUGAACGUAUAGGGAGUUUGGCAAUGGCAUGGAGGGAUGGUUGCACUGUUCAGAUUUUACAGCAUGGUAGAUUCUUCAUUGCGGCAUCAGUUCUGACAGCUGGUUCUAAUGAUCCCUAUGGUGUUUUAGGUGUUUAUCUCAGUUCAAAUGAUCAACAUAGAAUGGCUCGAUUUGUUGAAUUAACUUCAGUCACCCAACAGUUCGAUGGUAAUGUUGUGUUAAUAGGUGAUUUUAAUACCAUUUUUAAUCAAUUGGAGAAAGCAGGUGGAGGUGCUAAAUCUUCUUCUUCUAUUGAAACCUUUAACAGAUUUAUUGAUGAUAAUUUUCUGAUUGAUAUUAAUAUGGUUGGAAGACCAUUCACUUGGUCGAAUAGACGGAGUGAUGAUGAGUUGAUACAGGAAAGACUGGACCGAUUCCUGUAUGAAUUAGAGGAACUUCGUUUAGCAGGAAUUCAUGGAGGUGACAUCAUUUCAGAAAUAGAGGACAAACUUGAAAAAGCAUUGCAAAAUGAGGAAUCUUAUUGGAAAGAUAAGUCUAGAGUCAAAUGGCUCAAAUCUGGCGAUCAGAAUACAACUUUCUUCCAUCAGAAAUUUAGAAAUCGAACUCGAAGGAAUAAAAUUUGGCAACUAACUGGCAGUGAUGGUGAAGUGGCUACUUCAAAUGCUGGUAUUACUUCUGUGGCUGAAUCUUAUUUUAAGAACAUCUUUUCCUCCACUUUUCAUGAGAACCCUAAACCUCUGUUUACUUAUUUUGAACCUAAGGUUACAUCUCAUAUGAACCGUAGGCUUCAAAGACCAGUGACUAUGGAGGAAGUGAAACGUGCAACAUUUAGCAUUCAUCCUCAAAGUGCUCCAGGAGAUGAUGGUAUAAUAGCAAAAUUUUUUCAAAGCUUUUGGAACAUAUUCAGCGGUGAUGUGUUCCGAGCAGUUAAGAGCUUCUUUUCAGGGGGCAAAAAUUUUGAAGGGUUUUAA
Molecule: messenger RNA, 1194 nt
Organism: Arachis stenosperma
Lineage: Eukaryota; Viridiplantae; Streptophyta; Magnoliopsida; Fabales; Fabaceae
Exons: 3
Coding region: 1-1194 (397 amino acids)
Source: RefSeq, a predicted model, not a curated record